UUGGUCAGUAGUUUUUAGCUGUGUGUGUUAGAACCAUGUCUGUCAAGUCUCGUGCUUCACCAGUGGUCAGAGCUGGACUCUUGCAGACAGGCAUGCUCAGGGGUGGUUCAGACACCUGGACAGGUGGCCAGUGGUCAAGAAGGGUGUGGGACAGAGAGACUGGUCAGAUGGAUAACACACCUUAACUCAUCCUCCACCGUGUGAUAUAGAUCAUAAUGCACCUGGUUGAUAAAACUUAUAACACCUUGUAUGAUAAAAAAAGUCCUAUGUACCUUGUGAUAUAGGCAUUUUAUCUUUUGAUCAGAUUCUUAUAAGAAAUGAUGGUUGAGUUUUAGUGUUGAUCCUGUCUGGUUAAAAGCAUGUUGGCAGAGGGUGUUUUUCUGGUUCAGGAGAGUGGAUGUGCAAGGGUGUGAUGAGGACUGAUUGAAUGGGACAACUCGUGAAGUAAACCUGUGUUUAACAGCUUUCCAAUUUCUUGUGUCCCCCUGCCUCCCCCACCCUCUGUCCCUCACACCUCUACCCCAGGGGAUGACUGGUCUCUAUUCUGGAACACAGGGAUUGUCAUUCGAUGGAUGUGUAUGUGUGAGCUUCGACAGUGACGACAGUGGAUGUGUAAAGUAUCUGCCAAUCAAGGGAUGGAGUCCAUCUCCUGGCUUACCUUCAGUUUUCUGCUCUUGGAACUGAUAUGUCUGCUGUUGCAUAGUGGCCACUGUGAAGCCCUUGUCCAUCUGCCUGCAGACUACUCUGUGGUGUAUCCAUCCCAGGUUGAUGUGAACGGAAACCUACUGUCUGAUGAUCCUGCCCAAACUGUCCGCCAUCGUCGCAGUGCUGAUCCUGGGACAGUCCGAGACCUGUACCUCAACCUCACAGGAGAUAGCAUCCAUUUUCAUCUCAAACUCAGUCUCAACAGGAAGCUGCUAGCGCCAGGGUUCAAGGUAUAUCACCGGAAACCCUCCAACUUGAGUCAUGUGGACACUGACAGCGUGUCUGGUGCUGAGUCGGACUGCAUGUAUCGGGGGAAGGUUCUGUCACAUGACGACUCCAUGGCAGCAUUAUCGCUCUGUAAUGGUGUGACUGGAAUCCUGCGCCUGCCUGAGGAAGACUAUGUGGUUGAGCCUAUGCCUGCAGCCAUCAGGAAGGGAGAUAACUCAGGGACCAAACUACCUCACAUCAUCUACAAGACUGACCAUCUCCCUCAUCAUAAUCUGCACAACCACCAGGCCAGAGACUACACAGAUUCCAUAGAUGACAUUGCUGACUUCUACCCAUUCUCUAGACAAGACCCCGAGAAACAGCAGCAUCGUGAACGUCGCUCCCCCCACCAUGUGUACGGCAGCCCACAUGACCGAACGGUGGAGACCCUGGUGGUGGUGGACAAGGCCAUGUUCUGGAAGCAUGGCCGAGACAACAUCACUACCUACGUCCUCAGCAUCUUCAAUAUUGUGUCAGAGUUGUUCCAGGACACCAGUAUCGGCAACCAGGUGGACAUCGUGCUGGUCGGCCUAGUACUGCUGGAGGGGGAUGAGCCUGGCCUGCAAGUCAACUUCCAUGCUGACCACACCCUUAACAGCUUCUGUCAGUGGCAGUCAGUUCUCAUCAGCUCCAGCGGUAGUAAUCACGACCAUGCCAUUCUCCUCACUGGCAUGGAUAUCUGCUCCUACAAGAAUGCUCCAUGUGAUACUCUUGGUUUUGCUCCUAUCAAAGGGAUGUGUAACCCCUUGCGUAGCUGUGUGGUCAAUGAAGACACAGGACUUGCCACAGCCUUCACCAUUGCACAUGAGAUUGGACACAACUUUGGAAUGUUCCAUGAUGGGGAGGGCAACUUCUGCAAGAGGACAGCUGGUAACAUCAUGUCUCCCACCCUCACUGGUCAGAAUGGACUCUUCCAAUGGUCAUCUUGUAGCAGAGGUUAUCUCCAUAAAUUCCUAAACACAGUUCAGUCACAGUGUCUGACUAAUGAACCUCAGCGAGUAGCAGAGCUCAAAUUCCCAGAAAAAUUGCCUGGUCAGCUGUUCAACGCAGACAUCCAGUGCAAGUGGCAGUUUGGUCUCAGUGCCCGAGUAUGCACAUUUGACUUUGGCAAGAGAGAGAUCUGCAAGAGCCUGUGGUGCUUCAAGGGCGAUACCCUGUGUGAGACCAAGUUCCUUCCUGCUGCUGAAGGAACAUCAUGUGGCUCUGAAAAGUGGUGCCGCCAUGGCAAGUGUGUGAAGUAUGGCAAUGAAGGGCCGCAGCAGGUUGAUGGCGACUGGUCAACAUGGAGUGAGUGGACUACAUGUACUCGCAGCUGUGGGGGUGGCAUCAAGCAUCGGUCCAGGCAGUGUAAUAAUCCUCUGCCCCAGUAUGGUGGGAAGACAUGUGGUGGUGAGCGGGAGAUGUCCAAGAUGUGCAGUCUGCAGGCGUGUGGGCGUGGCAGCAAAGACUUCCGCACAGAGCAGUGUGAGGUGUACAACCAUGAGUUGUUCCGCGGACACUACUACCAGUGGGUGCCCUACAAGGACGUCAAGAACAUUGAUGACCAGUGCAAGCUCUACUGCCAGGCCAAGGAUUACAACUUCUUCUUUGCCAUGAGUGAUGAGGUGAAGGACGGCACCCCAUGCAGCGACGACACCGACGACAUCUGUGUCAAGGGCAGCUGCCAGCCGGUAGGUUGUGAUCUGGUUGUCAAGUCGCCAGCCAGGUUGGACCGAUGUGGUGUGUGCAAGGGAGAUAACUCAACUUGUGAACUCAUGACUGGAUCAUUCAAGGAGCAGCCAAAACACAAUACCUACUACCCGAUCGUGGUUCUCCCUAAAGGGGCCCGGAGCAUCAGCAUCCAGGAGGAGGAGGUCUCCCCCAACUACCUUUCUCUGAAGAACAUCUAUGGCCGAUACUACCUCAAUGGCAAGUGGAAGCUGGACUGGGCUGGGAUACACAAGAUUGGUGGAACACGCUUCACCUACAAACGACCCUAUGACCGCCCAGAAAGUCUCUACAGCCAGGGACCGCUCCAAGAGGAUCUGGUGUUGGAGAUCCUGGUGCAGGGUCAAAACACAGGAGUGCGGUAUGAGUACACCAUGCCCAAGAAGGUGGCGCGGCCCACCCCAGCACCCCCCUCCCACAACUACACUUGGACCGUGGUGCUGACGUACUGCAACCAGCAGUGUGCAGGAGGUGAGCAGACUGCAUCAGCCAAGUGCAACCGCAAUGAUCAGGAAGAAGUGAACCCUCGAUACUGUGACACUCGGGGGAAACCCCGCACAGGAACCUUCCCCUGCAACACCCAGCCGUGUGCGCCAAGGUGGGAAGACGGCCCAUGGGGCAAGUGCAGCAAGAGCUGUGGUGGUGGAGUUCACAAGAGGAAGGUUGUCUGUAAACAGAAGAUGUCUGCUACCCUGGACAAGAAGAUCAAACCCCGUCUCUGUACUCGGUCCUCUAAACCAGCCCGCAGACAGCGUUGUAAUACUCAGGAAUGUCCUCCAAAAUGGAAGAAGGGCAAGUGGUCCUUUUGUUCAGCGACUUGUGGCAUUGGUGUCAAGAAGAGGGAGAUAACUUGUCGCAGCAAGACACUACAAGGCCAGGUGCUACUGCCAGACAGUAUGUGUCAGCAGAACCCUCGGCCACGGAGCUCCAAAAGGUGUCGUCGUUCUGAAUGUCCAGUGGUGCCUCAACUUCAGUGGGCUGUCACGUCAUGGGGUCAGUGUUCGGUGACGUGCGGUAGCGGCACAAAGCGUCGAGAACUGCGCUGCAGCAAGAGUAAUAGGGUCGGGAGGUUCCACACUGUAGACUUCCACCAGUGCCGACACCUUGCCCGCCCCAACAUCACCCUGCACAACGACUGUCAGGUGGGGGACUGUGUACGACAAUCCUCGCCAGAGUGGCACUCAUCGUCAUGGUCACAGUGCUCGGUGACUUGUGGUAGCGGGGAGGAGACUCGACUGGUGCACUGCAUCAACCGCCACCUCAGGAAACUGUCGACCGGAUGCGACACUGGCCAGAAACCGUUGGUCAGGAGGCAGUGUCACAAACAUCCCUGCCCAACACCAGACCCUGCCUGUCAGGAUGAGUUCACAUGGUGUUACAGAGUUCCUAUACACAAGAUCUGUGGGCAUGAGUUCUACGGAAGCAAGUGCUGCCACUCCUGUAGAGGGAGCUAGCACACAUCGUUAUGAAGAACUCUUAUGAGAGACUGGUAUCAAGGGAGAUAACUCACAAGAUGCUUAAAGGAAGAUUACUCAUACCACAGAUGUUGAAUCUUAUACGCUUCACAAAUCAUUGUUUGAGAAUACUCUCAGAUUCUGAACAACAUCAUGUAACUAAACUCAAACUGCCUCAGACGCUCAGCUUUUUGAAACAACAUUGAUGUUGUCAUGAAGUUACACGUGUUCCACAAACCAUGAAUGUUAUAGGAUUGUGUCAAGUUACAUUUUUGAACUUGAACUUUUUAUUGACUCAGGACACUUUAAUCUUUGUGACUUUGGCGAUCCAUUGUCCCAUCCAUGGACUGGAAUCUUUAAGAAUAUUGCAUUUAGCUGUUGGAAGAACGUCACAUAUUGCAGCCCUUAGCUUCAUUUCACAGACGCCUCCGGACACUAAACAUGACUUCAAACCUU
This is a messenger RNA of Haliotis rufescens (red abalone), 4589 nucleotides long. Its product is annotated as A disintegrin and metalloproteinase with thrombospondin motifs 16-like. Bases 609 to 4133 code for a protein of 1174 amino acids. Gene Ontology annotation, cellular component: extracellular matrix. The transcript is spliced from 23 exons. Gene Ontology annotation, molecular function: metalloendopeptidase activity. Gene Ontology annotation, biological process: proteolysis; extracellular matrix organization. Lineage: Eukaryota; Metazoa; Mollusca; Gastropoda; Lepetellida; Haliotidae. The record is from RefSeq and is a predicted model, not a curated record.